AUGAAAUUCACAAAUAAUUUAAUGAUUAUCAUUUCAACGAUGGUGAUGAUGAUCGUUUACAAUAGUGUAGAUGGAGCAUCAUAUGUUUCCAUUCAAGAAUUCCCAGAUAAUAAUUGUACUGGUGAAUAUUUUGCACAAAACUAUGCGAUUGUUGGAACUUGUUUCGAACGAUCAAUGUAUACAUGUGAUGGUGUUUCAUCGACUCGUAACCUCUACAAAACUGAUGAUUGCUCUGGUAGUCCAUGGCAAUCACAAUCAUACAAUAUCGGUCAAUGUACAGGCUUUCCUGAACUAGAUCAAGUAGGCUAUACCAUCUGGGAAUGUGUCGACAAUUACACCAUUCCCGCCAAUAGUUCAAAUUCAAUUACUUAUCUUGGAUCGUGUGAAACACCAUGGAAUGAAAACCCAGUACUGUGGAUCAAUGCACUCAAGAAUAACCACUGUUUUCCACAAACCGGUGUUCCUCCAGGAUCGGGUAUGGUUCGUUGCAAGAACAACAAAGGAUUGAUGGAUUUCUCGUACCCACAACGUGGAUGUAAAGGUCAGGCAUCAACCGACUAUGAACCAAACCCAAAGUAUUGUGAUGGUGAUCUUGGUUAUGAUUUCGUUUGUUCUCAUUAA
This is a messenger RNA of Cavenderia fasciculata, 621 nucleotides long. RefSeq lists its product as uncharacterized. The transcript has a single exon. Lineage: Eukaryota; Evosea; Eumycetozoa; Acytosteliales; Cavenderiaceae. The coding region runs from base 1 to 621 and encodes 206 amino acids. The record is from RefSeq and is a predicted model, not a curated record.